Molecule: messenger RNA, 5335 nt
Organism: Caenorhabditis angaria
Lineage: Eukaryota; Metazoa; Nematoda; Chromadorea; Rhabditida; Rhabditidae
Source: the annotation of a GenBank genome assembly
AUGAAGGUGAGUCAGAUUUUCUAGUGAAUUUAGAAUCUAUAAAUAUGGGUUACUGUAGUUCAGAUUUUGGCGCCAAAAUCUGAAUUCAACUGGAAUUAUUCGGAAUCGCAAGUUUCCGAGGAUUUCGCAAUUUUAUUCGGACAGAAAAUGAAAUCAAACAAGUAAUCGGAUGUCCUGGCAAUCAAAUUGCAAAAUAUCGUGAGUUUUUCGAAAUAUUUUUGGAUUUUGAAUUAAUAUUUCAAUUUUUCAGAUGUGAAUAAUUCAUGUACAUAUAGUGUCAAACACUUCUGUAUUUGUUAUAAAUUGUCAAAACUUCUCAAGGUAUGAAAUGCCGUGCUGGCUCAAAACAAGGAUGGAUGAUGAAGCUUUUUUAGUCGGAAAUCUGAUUUCGAACCAGCCAAAUUGAAUGUGAGUUUAUUAUUUUUUCUUUUUUUGGUUGUUGAAAAAAAACAAAGUAACAUUUUCCAGGAUUUAUCAGUAGUUCGAUUUUUGCGCUUUCAAUUUUGGUGGAACCAAUCAAGAGAAAGGAACUGUGAAGUUGUAAAACAUCUACACUCGAUGAUGUAUAAGCUGGAAAUCAAGCAACCUGUGAUUGUGAGUUUUUGAUCAUUUCUUGGAAUAAGUUUUUUCAAAAAAAUAUAUUUUUUCAGAUUUCCUGUAACUUGCCAUCAUGUUUUUUUUUCUUCAUAACCAACAAGUUUUUAUUUUCUUUCUACACGUAAGUUUGAAAAUGAUUCUUUCUUUUCCUUUCAAAAAUCGGAUUUUUUUCAGAAGAAUUACUGCUACAACACAAAAUAUUUUGGUUCCACUCUUCAACAGAAAAAACGCAGUUCUGUACGUUUUUUUUCUAUGUUUAAUUGUUGUUUUUCCCCCUUUUUGUAGCUGAUAAUCUGAUAGAAACUCGAAUGCAAAAUUUUUAAUCAAAAGAUUCCAAUCCCCAGAAUUUAACUUGAUUUCCAUUUCGAGAGUAUCGGGGAAAAUUUCCCGGGAUUUUUUGAGGUUUAAAUGGGCUUCUUCACUCUUGUUGGGAAUUCUAAGGGUCUAGUUGGAAGCUGGCGAAAUUGAUGGGUUUCUCUGAAUUUUUGGGUAGUUUUCGGGGAAUUUUAUGGGAAUUGGGGAAAUGGGCGGUUUUGUAAGCGGCGGGAGAGUUUGUAGAGAAUAGGGGAAUCGGGUUUGAGUAAGGAGGAGGUUGAUUUUUUUGGGAGGAUCUAGGAGUAAGAUUUGGUGACGUUGGUAAGGUAAGUUUAGGUAAGUUUGUAAGGAAGGUAAGUUUUAGUUUGGGUAGAAAAAAGUUUGAUGAAUUUUAGGUGAAAUUAAAUCUAGGAAACUUAUUUUUCAAGAAAAAAAUCAUCUGAAAAACCUGCUCCAAUUUGUCCUUGUCCUUGUCCAGUGUCCAUGUCUCUUGUCUUUGUCUCGCGUCUUCUUGUUUUGUUUUUCAGGUGUCCGGUAAGGUUUGCACCUUGUCGCACCCACGUCCCUUCUUGGAGCAGGUUUUAUUUUGAUUUUUCAUUGAAAAAUAAGAGUUUUGAGAUUUUUUCGAGAAUUUUUAAAAAUAUUGAAUUUUCUACCCGAACAAUUAGGGUUUUCAGGCUUUUCAGGUGAUUAGUUCACAAAUCUGAAGCUAGAUAAUCACAAAAAAAUGUUCCAAGUCCCCUUAAGGUCUUUUUCCAGAUUUUCUAUUAAUUCAAUCAAAACUUAUAGGAUUUCUCACAACCUGGUUUCUGUAAUUUUCCUUGUUAAUUAUUCAGAAGUUUGGAUUAAUUCACCAAUUUUUCUAGUUGAUGACGAAACUCUUCGAAUUCUCAAAACUAGUGGGGUCCCAUAAAAUUUCUCUAAAUUCUAGGAGGUUUUUCCCGAUAUUUUUGAAAUGGAAAUCAGGCGAAACUGGGGGUUUUUCAGUUUUUUAUAUUCGAGUUUUCUGUCUGCAUUUUUCAGCGCCCCUCCCCACAUUCUUGUACUUGAUUCGUUCGCUUUAUUUUCGUUUAAUUUCUAUUAAACUUAUAAUAGAAAACUUGAUUUGUUGAUUUUUAUUCAAAAGUUUGAUACUUUUCAAAAUAUCUCAUUUAUUUUCCAUAGAUUUCAGAGUUUUUUCUUCGGAUUUUCAAAGGUAAAAUAUAUGUUCACUGCACUUUUUUGUGUUUUCAAACGGAUUUCAAGGAUUUUCAAAGGUAAUAAAGGUGUUUCAUGUUCUCAACAUAUGGAUUUGCGACAUCGAGAACACAUUUUUCUGCACUAGAUAAGUGUUCUACUCGUGGACAUAAUUCGAUCGAUAUCGAGCCGGAAAAUGGAUUCGAACAUGUUGAAAUUCGCUGGAUUUGGUGCAAAAGUGCAGAUUCAGAAGCCAGGUGAGAAUAACAUAGUUUGAUCUAUAGAUUUACCAUCUUCUCAUUAACAGGAAUUCGAAGUGGUCCAAUAUUUUUCCACGCCCGAAAUUGUAUAAAUGACAUAGGAGUGGUUUGCUGAUUGUUGUUGAAAUGCAGAAUCGAAGUUAUGGUAAGCUUUUUUUAUGAAAUGAACAUUUACAAGAGAAUUUCUGGAAUUGCAAUUUGAAACUGAUAAAAUUUCUAUUUUUCUUGAUUUUUUUUCUGAAAAUCUUGAAAAAUGGUUGAUUUUAUCAGUUACAAAUUGGAAUUUCAGUGGAGAUGCGGAAGCUAUGCCCAAUUUUUGAAUUUUUAGAGAAAAACUUUGAAUUUUGAAAAAUCAUGCUUAUGGGCUCACAAAUUUUAAAUCGAAAAGUGUUCCGUUUGACCUACAUUUCAGCCCCACUUACGAAUUUUUAAUUCAGACGUGAAAAUCUUUUUAUCUAUUAUUUUGCUCAUUUCUGAUUUUUCGAAACCCUUGGAUUGCCGCAUUUAUUUUAUGCACUAUUUUUUGAAAUAUACCAAAGCCUGUUUCAUGAUUUCAGUCUGAAAUUAGGGUUACUGUGGUAUUUUUGAUGAGAAGAGAUGGAGAUUUUGAGCCUAGGAUUAUUAUUGUUGCCACGUGGCAAAAUUUGGAAUUUUUUGUGAUCUAGGUUACUGUAGAUGCCACGUUCUCUAUAUUUUUUGAAUUUCUAUGGAAAAACUUUAACUUUGAAAACUGAUUUUUUGUUUGAAAUGAAAGAGAACAACUUAUUGAAAACUGACAUGAAUUUCUGGAAUUGUAAUUUGAAACUGAUAAAUAAUUAUUUUUCUUGAUUUUCUUUGUGAAAAUCUUGAAAAAUGGUUGAUUUUAUCAGUUACAAAUCGGAAUUUCAGUGGAGAUGCGGAAGCUAUGCCCAAUUUUUGAAUUUUUAGAGAAAAACUUUAAAUUUUGAAAACGAUGAUCAUAAAUAGUAAAUUAGCGCCGAUGAAAAUAAUAAUUCAAUGUUUCUGGGGCGUUGAAAGCGUUGCGUGAGAGCGUUGCGGUUGGAUGACAAAAAUAUUUUGAAUUUUCAUGGAAUUGAUUUAUAAAAAUUUUUGAUCUACUCUCCUCUCAAAACGACUCAAUAUUUCUUGAUCAAACUAAAAACACUUGCGUUGUCGUUCUUUUGAUUUGUUUUGUCAUCCAACCGCAACGCUCUUACGCAGAGCUUUCAACGCCGCUACUUGAAUGUUUUAAGCAUCCAUCUUUUUUAUUACUGUAGAUUAGCAACCCGAAUACUGUAGAUUAGCGACCCGGAUAACUUAAGUAAGCGGCUUUUUAAUCUACAGUGCCUGGGUUAAUAUUUUUCAAAUUGAAUUUUUUGGGCUUUACCUAAAAAAAAAUAAAAAUCGUGACAUUUAAUCAUUUGUUGGCACGUUUACGUGAAAAAUCCAACAAAAAUGAACCAUUUCAAAUUUGAUCAAUUCGAAAAAAUGGUUGGAUUUCGGGUGAUGUGAGUUUCUUCUGAAUAUUGUGAAUUAAACAUCCAGUUAGUUUCGAUCAGCACUUGGUUUACUAAUCUACAGUAUCCGGGUUCUUUAUCUCAAGUAUUCGGGUUUCUAAUCUACAGUACCUGAGUUUCUAAUCUACAGUAUCUUGGGUAGUUGUCGCGACAUCGGCUCAUAGUGGAAAAACCUAGUGGGGGCGAAAAACAGUGUGAUCCUGUGGGGACAUGAAAAAAUAUUGAUGGGGGCGUGAAAAACACUUUUUCCACUGUGGGAUGUUUUGUGCACCCGACACAAUACAUUUUCUGCUCGACCUACUUUUGUGCCCUAGAUUUAAGCUUAAAUAAUUUGACGUGAAUUAUUUUGCUCAUUUUUGAUUUUUCAAAACGUUUCGAUUGCCGCAUUUAUUUUCUGCACUAUUUUUUGAAAUGUUGCAAAGCCUGUGAGUUAAUUCAAUAAAAAAAGUAUCGUACUAUUUAUCAUGAACUAAACUUAAAAAUCGGGAAUUCGCAGUGACUCCGAACGAAACCACGAUUUAUCAUUUUUUUCUAGUAAAUUUAGAUAACAAAUAUAUUCUUUUGGAGCCAAAUUUCAUAAUUUCAGUCUGAAAUUGGGGUUAUUGUAUUUUUUUGACCCGAAGAUGUGAAGAUUUUGAGCCUAGGAUUACUGUAGUUGCCACGUGGCAAAAUUUGGAAUUUUUCGAGAUCAAACAUGCCUUGGGUUACUGUAGAUGUUUCUAUAGAAAAAAACUUUAAUUUUGAAAAAUGAUUUUUCGUUUGAAAUGAUAGAAAACAACUUAUUGAAAACUGGCAUGAAUUUCUGGAAUUGUAAUUUGAAACUGAUAAAUAAUUGUUUUUCUUGAUUUUUUUAAUUGAAAAUCAUGAAAAAUGGUUGAUUUUAUCAGUUACAAAUUGGAAUUUCAGUGGAGAUGCGGAAGCUAUGCCCAAUUUUUGAAUUUUUAGAGAAAAACUUUGUGUUUCAGAAUUCCUAAUCUUUCAUUGUUUUCACCCGAACAUUGAACAACUUUAUUCUAGUUUUUUGACGCAUAUUUAGUUUAGCCACGUGUAACUCCCGACAUUUUUUGCACAAGAGUUUGAUCUAGCGAAAAAUAAUUUACCAAAAUUAACCUCGGAAUCCACUUCUCAGAAGUUUUUAGUGAAUUUUGAAAAAGUUUAUGAAAUGAGGAAAAGGGUUUUGCAAUAUUUUUACUAGAAUAAACCUCAGAAGCUACAAAAAACUAAUUUUUCAUCAUUUCUGACCGAAAAACUAAAAAAAAACUAAUUUUGACCUACUAAUUUUUGAUCAUUGAUUUUUCGGGGAAAAAAAAACAUUUCACAAGAAACAAACGAUUAUUUCGAAAAAGAAAUCAAUAUUUUGCAAAUUUUAGCUUCCCUUGUCAGAAAAAAAUUAAAUUUCAAUUUUUUAGCAUCGGUUCGAAUUUGGCAAAGAGUUGGCCAGUCGAAGAAUUUUUGGAGUUUGAAGAAGAUAAGUUUGAUUUUGGGGGAUAA